AUGAGAGAAACCAUCCAACAAUCAAGGUCAAGUCCCAAAAUCAAUCCAUUGCCAAUGUUACCUACAAACUACAAGUUUCUUAGCAACUCCCUUCCUAGUUCACCUCGUAUCGGUGGUUCAUUCAAGACAAAAGACAAUAUUCAAAACCAUACGCCGAACCAUAAUUCCUCUCUAGCUCGUUCUCCUCUCACUUGUGUGUCCAAUGCUCGCCUACAAAGAAGCAAAUCGGGUGGUGAAGAUAGAUCAUAUGUACCCUAUGGAGGUUCGGAUCUUUGGGCAAAUCUUAAUAACACAAGUGAAGAUAAAUCUUCCAAGAAUCAUGGUAAUGGUAACAUUAAUAAUGGUCGAACAAUGAUGUCGAACAAAUUUAAAAAACCUACUGAAAUGGACUUCAAAUGUGGAGCUCUUUGUUUGUUCUUGCCAGGAUUUGGCAAGGCUAAGCCAGUAAGAGCAAGAAGAAUGGAAGAAAAAGAAGUUAUAAGAAAUGUGAUUUCACAAAGAGUUUCACUUGAGAAAUUCGAGUGUGGAUCGUGGACAUCGUCUGCUAUUCAUUGUGAUGAUGAUCAUACGUCUACUCUCUACUUUGAUCUUCCAUUAGAGUUGAUACGAACGAGUGUAAGUGACAAUGCUUUACCAAUGAAUUCGGCUUUUUUGUUCAACAAGGGGAGUAGUGUGAAAGGAGUUCUCAAGACAAAAACCGGACCAGUUGAAAGGAAAUCACAAGAGGGUCGUCAUGUUCGGUUUUCCACUUCUUCUCCCACCACACAACCAACAUCUCCCAUCACACCUAGAUUGAGGAAGGCCCGUGACGAUUUCAAUGCCUUUUUGGAAGCUCAAAGUGCAUGA
This is a messenger RNA of Erigeron canadensis, 846 nucleotides long. RefSeq lists its product as uncharacterized. The record is from RefSeq and is a predicted model, not a curated record. NCBI's taxonomy places the organism in Eukaryota, Viridiplantae, Streptophyta, Magnoliopsida, Asterales, Asteraceae. The coding region runs from base 1 to 846 and encodes 281 amino acids. The transcript has a single exon. Gene Ontology annotation, cellular component: chloroplast thylakoid membrane. Gene Ontology annotation, biological process: response to photooxidative stress; photosystem I assembly.